Messenger RNA from Chelmon rostratus (copperband butterflyfish), 1267 nucleotides. RefSeq lists its product as uncharacterized. Gene Ontology annotation, cellular component: nucleus; chromatin. Gene Ontology annotation, molecular function: nucleosomal DNA binding. The transcript has 6 exons. The coding region runs from base 157 to 468 and encodes 103 amino acids. The record is from RefSeq and is a predicted model, not a curated record. Lineage: Eukaryota; Metazoa; Chordata; Actinopteri; Chaetodontiformes; Chaetodontidae.
CCAAUCCGGUUUCAGCUAGUUCUAGUACUGGUCGAACAUUUACGUUAAGUUACAGACUGUUCUGGAGGUGUAAGCUGAGGUGUAGGGUUCAUUCAGUUUCCUAAACUGUGAAAGGCUGUAUUAUUCUUUUAUCUCUGCCGCACUACCUAAGCCACAAUGGGAAGGAAAAAAUCUACCAGUGAAGCAGAUGCAAGUGCAGAGCCAAGGAGAAAGUCUCAAAGAUUGUUAGACAGAGAGACAGAGCCAAAAGAACAGCCAGAAAAGAAAAAGACACCCCCUAAGACCAAAAAGGCGAAGGAGGCAGUAAAGGCCAAGCCAGAGGAGGAGAAGAAAGAAGAACCUCAGGCAGAGAAAGAAGAGGCUCCUGCAGAAAACGGGGAGGCCAAGGCUGAGGAGCCGGCAGCAGCAGCAGAUGAAGCAGAGGAAAAGGAGGGCAAGGCCGGAGAGGGGGAUAAAACAGCUGAGUAGUAGAGGAGUCCUGAUAUCCUCUUGCCAACGCUCCCUGUACCUCUUGUACAAUGCAGAGAUUAUUUUUUAUCUCCUAUUUUCAUAAGACAGCAAUGUUUUUAGGGACGCAGAAAUGCAUUUAAACAGAUACUUCAAAUUCCAUUUUUCACAGCUUCUGUGAAGGGAAAGUUUCAGUCAUUGGGUUUUGUUUAUUUUUGUUGUUGUUGAUGUUUUCAUUGUGCUUGUGUUUUUUCUGUAUCUCUGGCUUCUUAUUUUGCCUUUUAAGUUGUAGUUUUCCGCAUGACAUGCGGUCAUGCCUAUAUCAGGAAUUUGUUCAAGUCUGGGAGAGACAUUCCCGAGGCAUCUUGAGGCAUUUUUUUUUAACCUGUACUGUUUUUUUGAAUUUAACACAUCGUAAUACUGUGUGUUUGAUAGGGAAUAGGACGAUUGAAAGUUUGAGAGUUGUGGCCUGUGCUAAGUAAGUGUUUGCAACGUUCACUUUAAUCAUGUCACUAGUACUGGAAUUGCUUUUUUUUUUUCAUGCAGUCAGUGAUGGUACAUUUGUGGACGGUUAAACUGAUCCACACUCUCAGCUGUGCUCAAAACAAAAUGUAUUACAGAGUUAAUCACACUUGUCAUGCUGUUUUCACCUCAGUCGGCAAAAUGUAUAUGCCACAAAUUUGUGGAUAUUUCUAUUGUGGUUUUGGGAUUUCUCUACCAAUGUACAGUUUCCUCCUUUUUAAAAAAAAGAAAAAGAAAAAAAUGUUUUCUUUAUGAAUGGUAUAAAAUGCCAAUUAAAGUGAGAAUUUCUCUUAUCUGA